Messenger RNA from Xiphophorus couchianus (Monterrey platyfish), 902 nucleotides. RefSeq names its product MLLT11 transcription factor 7 cofactor (gene mllt11). The transcript has 3 exons. Gene Ontology annotation, biological process: positive regulation of mitochondrial depolarization; apoptotic signaling pathway; positive regulation of release of cytochrome c from mitochondria. Bases 151 to 411 code for a protein of 86 amino acids. The record is from RefSeq and is a predicted model, not a curated record. NCBI's taxonomy places the organism in Eukaryota, Metazoa, Chordata, Actinopteri, Cyprinodontiformes, Poeciliidae. Gene Ontology annotation, cellular component: nucleoplasm; cytosol.
AAUGCUUUUGUAUAAAACCCCGAACUUGAUGCUGAGCUCGUUGGAGCUGCGGCAGAACCUCAGCGGCACCACCUGACCCACCGGCUGCAAGAAGAAACCAGCGGGACAAAAGGAAAGGGAAGCAUCCUGGUCCAAACAGACUUCGACAGGAUGGAGAAAUCCAGCAGCCAGUACGACUCGUUCCUCUUCUGGAGGCAGCCGAUCCCGACCCUCGACCUGUCGGAGUUGGAGGAUCUGGGAUUCACCGCCGGCGUUCCGAUCAGCAUCAGCAAGGCGAAGGGCAAGACGUCCCAGCUGCGCGGACUGGACGACGAGGACAAGGAGCUGUCUGAGUUUUCCUCCUUUAAUUACUGGAGAGCUCCCAUCGCUGAUGUGGACGCUCUGCUGGCUGACCUGAACCUGCUGCCCUGAACCCGCCAGAACCUGAUCAGCCCGACUUCAUCCAGAACCGUCAAUAAUCUGAGACUAGACCUCCUAAUUCUGCAACCAAACUAAAGUUCACCUGAUUAUAUAAGGUUAUUUAUUUACAUCUCAGUUUGUUCAAGUUUAAUUAUUUGGAUUUCACAAACUGCAACACUUAGAAAUACCUCAUAUAUUUAAUCUAAGAUAAAUUAAUUUUAAUCUAUCUGCACAUUUUGGCUUCAGGAUCAAAUGACUUCCUGUCCCAUUUAGUCUGAUUCAUCUGGUAUGAAAUAAGACUUUAACAUCCUGCAGUUUGAUUUUUGUUUUAUGUGUUAACAUUUGUGCCUUUUUUUGUUUUCUUAGGAUCUGCUGUACCAACAGCAAAUUAUUUAUGUUUUUAUUUAUGCAUGUAUUUAUUUAUUUUUGUCACUUGCUGUUGUUGAGCAAGACUGAAACUUCAGAACAGACCUGACACCAGAAAUAAAAUGCUUCUUUUUUUU